Molecule: messenger RNA, 1567 nt
Organism: Ictalurus punctatus (channel catfish)
Lineage: Eukaryota; Metazoa; Chordata; Actinopteri; Siluriformes; Ictaluridae
Gene: ca14
Product: carbonic anhydrase XIV
Exons: 12
Coding region: 1-1236 (411 amino acids)
Cellular component (GO): plasma membrane
Molecular function (GO): carbonate dehydratase activity; zinc ion binding
Source: RefSeq, a predicted model, not a curated record
AUGGACCUGGUUAACUGGCUUGAUGUGGCUGUUUUGCUCUCACUCUGGCAGCGCAUAGAAGGCAUGCGAGCCGCCAAGGAAUGGACAUAUGCAGACUGUCCAUAUGAGGCCAUCCUCAGCAGCAGCAAAUGGGAUUCAGGUGAUGAGAAUUCCAACCAGAAGUAUUGCAUCAGAAUAGAUCAUGCAGGUCUGGAGAGCAAAAGGGGAGCUGCAGGACAGUCAGAAUGGCCAGUUUUGUUCCCCGAGUGUGGCGGGUCCUCACAGUCCCCCAUCAAUGUGGACACUUCAAAAACUCAGUAUGACCCAUCCCUUCCUGAGUUACGGCUGCUGGGAUAUGAGCAGUAUGGUCACAAACCCUUCACAGUCUCCAACAAUGGCCAUACAGUGGAGAUCCCGUUGCCAAGUUGGAUGGGUUUGGCUGGUUUGCCAUGGCAGUUUAGCGCUGUUCAGCUCCACCUGCACUGGGGAAAUGGAGUGGGUGUCGCUACAGGAAGUGAGCAUAGCAUCGAUGACCAGAGUGCUUCUGCAGAGCUCCACGUAGUCCACUAUAAUUCCGAGUUGUAUUCUAAUAUUUCUGAAGCUAAAACCCAAGAAAAUGGCCUGGCUGUUCUCGCAGUGCUUAUAGAGACAGGUGAGGAGACCAAUCAGGCAUAUGCUAACAUCGUGAACUACCUGGGCCGCAUCAGGCACGCAGGUCAGCGCGUGCUCAUUCCGGCAUUUGACGUAGGGACCCUGCUCCCCGGAGACCUGAGCCAUUAUUUCCGCUACAGUGGCUCACUCACUACACCUCCAUGCCACCAGAGUGUGCUGUGGACUAUCUUCUUUGAGAAGGUCAAGAUUUCUCACUCCCAGUUGCUGAAGUUGGAGACAGUGCUGUACUCCAGCAGACCUGGCUCUGCCAACCCCAAGCCUCUACAAGACAACUAUCGCACCACACAACCACUCAACAACCGGACAGUGCUCUCUUCCUUUAUCCCCGUUUCUGCAAAGAUCUACACAGCUGGUGAAAUCUCAGCCAUUGUAGUGGGCUGUCUGUGUGGCUGUGUAGGCCUGGCCGUGACGGUACACUUUAUCAUAAAGACAAUUCGCUCGAUGUCAAGCUGGGACGUCCUGUCGAGCGUACGAUCGCCUCCCGACCACAGGUCACAGUUAACCUUUGACCUUUUCUUUUCAUCACCACUUACACCAAACAUUUUUCUCCUUUUAUGUCUUAUAUCACUAUAUACCACUUUCUAGUCCUGCCCCCUGCAUUCGUUCUUGUAAAAUUAGAUAAGCAUGUGUUUAACAACAAUAACAGCUAAAAUGUCUUAUUGUGAGUCUCAAAUGCACCUCCCAUACUCAUUAUAUAUUAUUAUUCACAAUAUACAUCACAUAGCCACACCGAUCAAUAGCAUAUGACAACUGAUGCCUAACAUGCUCGGAAGCUAUACUUUGAAUACGUUUGCAACUGAAUUUUUUUUUACAAAUUAUUCAUCAGGGUUUCUUCCAAAGAUGGAAAAUCAAAAACGUUCUUGAUUUUGAAGUGACCAAUGCAACGUUCACUAGCCCUUAUAUUCCUCGCUAUAUA